Molecule: messenger RNA, 1542 nt
Organism: Vombatus ursinus (common wombat)
Lineage: Eukaryota; Metazoa; Chordata; Mammalia; Diprotodontia; Vombatidae
Source: the annotation of a RefSeq genome assembly
AUGUUCAUUAACCGUUGAUUAUUCUCAACUAACCACAAAGAUAUUGGCACCCUGUACCUCUUAUUCGGUGCCUGAGCAGGAAUAGUAGGGACAGCCCUAAGCCUAUUAAUUCGAGCAGAAUUAGGCCAACCUGGAACCCUCAUUGGUGAUGACCAAAUCUAUAAUGUCAUUGUAAGUGCUCACGCUUUUGUAAUAAUCUUCUUCAUAGUUAUGCCUAUUAUAAUUGGAGGCUUCGGUAAUUGACUAGUCCCUCUGAUAAUCGGCGCCCCUGACAUAGCAUUUCCACGAAUAAAUAAUAUAAGUUUCUGGUUACUCCCACCCUCAUUCCUCCUCCUACUAGCAUCCUCAACAGUAGAAGCGGGGGCAGGAACAGGAUGAACUGUAUACCCUCCAUUAGCUGGAAAUAUAGCUCAUGCUGGCGCAUCCGUAGACCUAGCUAUUUUGUCCCUACACUUGGCAGGCAUUUCCUCAAUCCUAGGGGCUAUCAACUUUAUUACUACCAUUAUUAACAUAAAACCCCCAGCCUUAUCCCAAUACCAAACUCCCCUAUUUGUCUGAUCUGUCAUAAUCACAGCAGUUUUACUCCUUCUAUCACUUCCAGUACUAGCCGCAGGUAUUACUAUACUACUAACAGACCGUAACCUAAACACUACAUUCUUUGACCCAGCCGGAGGGGCGGACCCUAUCUUAUACCAACACUUAUUCUGAUUUUUUGGCCACCCAGAAGUUUAUAUUCUCAUUCUCCCAGGCUUCGGCAUAAUUUCACAUAUCGUAACAUACUAUUCAGGUAAAAAAGAACCAUUUGGCUAUAUAGGAAUAGUAUGAGCUAUGAUAUCUAUUGGCUUCCUAGGCUUUAUUGUAUGAGCCCAUCAUAUAUUCACAGUAGGACUAGACGUAGACACCCGAGCCUACUUUACCUCUGCUACUAUAAUUAUUGCAAUCCCAACAGGAGUUAAAGUUUUUAGCUGAUUAGCCACACUCCAUGGUGGGAAUAUUAAAUGAUCCCCAGCAAUACUAUGAGCACUAGGCUUUAUCUUCCUCUUCACUAUUGGCGGUCUAACAGGAAUUGUCCUAGCCAACUCAUCCCUAGACAUCGUUCUCCAUGACACUUACUAUGUAGUAGCACAUUUUCACUACGUGCUUUCAAUAGGAGCCGUUUUCGCAAUUAUAGGAGGAUUCGUUCACUGAUUCCCUCUAUUUACAGGGUACACACUUAACGACACAUGAGCUAAAAUUCACUUCUCUGUAAUAUUUGUAGGGGUUAACCUCACAUUCUUCCCACAACACUUCCUAGGCCUCUCUGGUAUGCCACGACGAUAUUCAGACUACCCAGAUGCUUACACACUAUGAAACGUAUUAUCAUCAAUUGGCUCCUUCAUUUCACUCACAGCUGUCAUCCUGAUAGUAUUCAUUGUUUGAGAAGCCUUCGCAUCAAAACGUGAAGUCUUAACUGUAGAACUAACAACUACUAACAUUGAAUGACUCUAUGGUUGUCCACCACCUUACCACACAUUCGAACAACCAGUAUUCGUAAAAACCUAG